Molecule: messenger RNA, 616 nt
Organism: Babesia bovis T2Bo
Lineage: Eukaryota; Apicomplexa; Aconoidasida; Piroplasmida; Babesiidae
Product: Regulated-SNARE-like domain family protein
Exons: 1
Coding region: 7-615 (202 amino acids)
Biological process (GO): endoplasmic reticulum to Golgi vesicle-mediated transport
Cellular component (GO): Golgi apparatus
Molecular function (GO): SNAP receptor activity
Source: RefSeq, a predicted model, not a curated record
UGUAUCAUGGGCGUCUCUAAGGUAAUGUAUUUUGCCUUAUUGCGGUGCAAUGAAAAACCGAUCUUCCUAUUACAGUACUUCAAGCUGUCUGAUCUCCAAAUACUGUCAAGAGGCACCGUUAAAAGCGUUGCAGUGUUUACCGCUAGGGAAAUUGCAGGACGUCUAAACCAAGGUGAAAAUGUAGCUGUGCAUGAGGAAAACUUUGAUGUAUUCGCCUAUCGCUGGGACGUUGGAGUUUGUGCAAUAUGUAUUUGCGGUAAGGGCUAUCCAGAAAGAGUUGCCUUUUCACUAUUACAAUUGGCCUUUUUUGAAUUCAUUACUAAAUACCCUGACGCUGGAAUAGAGCACACGUCUGAUGUCAACUUAAAUAUACCUCAAAUUAAAGCUCUAGUCAAUCAAUAUCGCGAUCCAACAGUAGUAGAUGCAUAUACAAAUGUAUCGGACAAAUUGCAACACACUUUAGAAGUUGUCCACAAGACUAUUGCGGAUAUGUUACAUAAUGAGGAGAAUCUCGAAGCAUUAGUCAACCAAAGUAAAGACCUAUCAAGAAAGAGUAAGAACGUGUUUGUUAAGAGUCGCAAACUCAAAAGACGUUCUUGCUGCGCUUUCAUGUAAA